GUGUACAUACGAGUUCAGAGUUGUUUUUGUGUAUUGAUGGGGUAUUGAGUAUUGAUCUAAAAUUUUAAAAAGUUAUUUUAUAUUAUAAAAACAUAGUGGUGCUAAGUGAACCCAGUUAUUAAUUGUCUUCAAGGAAUCAUAACGAAUUAAACGAAAAAAAGGCAAAAGCUACAAGAAGAUUUUAAACGAACACAUUGAUUGGAAGAGGCAAUCAUGGCAUUCGCUGGACUCAAGAAACAAAUCAACAAAGCUAAUCAGUAUGUCACAGAAAAAAUGGGCGGUGCCGAGGGCACAAAGCUUGAUCUGGAUUUUGUGGAGAUGGAAAGAAAAACAGACGUUACGUGUGAGCUGGUUGAAGAGUUACAAACGAAAACAAAAGAAUUUCUACAACCGAAUCCAACUGCACGUGCAAAGAUGGCGGCCGUGAAGGGAAUCAGUAAAUUAAGUGGUCAGGCUAAAAGUAACACUUAUCCGCAACCCGAAGGCGUGCUCGGUGAUUGCAUGCUGCUCUAUGGAAAGAAGCUUGGAGAAGAUUCUGUGUUCGCACAAUGUUUGAUCGAGAUGGGGGAGGCACUGAAGCAAAUGGCCGACGUUAAAUACUCGCUGGACGAUAACAUCAAGCAAAGCUUCCUCGAGCCUCUUCACCAUUUGCAGACCAAAGAUCUCAAAGAAGUUAUGCAUCACCGAAAGAAAUUACAGGGACGUAGGCUGGACUUCGACUGCAAGCGACGUAGACAAGCGAAAGGCAUCCUUAAAGGCCCUUACAUGAGUCCAAGCCAUGGUUCUCCAAGACACGGCGCUCACAUUCCAGACGAUGAGAUCAGACAGGCUGAGGAGAAGUUCGCCGAAUCGUUGACCUUGGCUCAGAUUGGAAUGUUUAAUCUUCUUGAUAAUGAUGUCGAGCAAGUGGCACAAGUCUCUUUCUUCGCGGAGGGCUUGCUGGAGUACCACCAGCAAUGCACGGAGAUUCUCAAGGGAUUGGUCUCCGCCCUAAUGGAGAAGAAAGAAGAAGCCGUUAACCGCCCGAAGCUGGAGUUCGUACCCAAAACUCUCGCCGAUCUCCAAAUAGAGGGCAUCCACGACUUGAACCAUGGUAGGCGGUACGGCUCCGCGCAGAGCCUCUCUCGCGCGCGACUCCCCCCCACCUCCUCCUUGGGCGACAUCCAUACCACCGAUCCCCUCCGCGCCUGGGAAGCUCCCAGGAUAACCCCUAUCGCUCCCGGUUUCAAACCACACCCGGCACCGAGGUUACAGAAUGGAAGAGAUCCAUGGACAGCAUCGCCGCUGCCUUCGCCGGUGAAGUCUCCCGCGCGGACGCCGGUCGCCGCCGCGAAGGGUCCCUGCUGCACCGCGCUCUACGACUUUGAGCCGGAAAAUCAAGGCGAGCUUGGAUUCAAGGAAAACGACGUGAUCACACUGAUCAACAAAGUUGACGACAACUGGUUCGAGGGCUCCGUCAACGGCAAGACGGGCUACUUCCCAAUCAGCUACGUGCAGGUCACCGUACCCCUCCCAAAUAUGUAAACACUCUAAUGGCAACACUCUUGAUUUAAGAUAUUAAACUUGCCAGUUCUGAUAAAGUAUUUCUCGUUCAUAUCCAUAUUAUUUAUAAUAAUAAUUUAAUUAUACAUACGAAUAAAACAGUUCAUAUCGGAUAAUCAUUUGAAACAUAACUUUUUUGUUUAAUUUAUUUAUAAACUUAAUAUGAAGGAAUGAAGAUUGUUGCUAAGGAAUGACAUUUAAAACAAUUAAUAUAUUGUCACUAUUGUUAAGAUUAAUUCCGUGAUAACUUUCUGAAUAUAUAUUAGAAAAAUGAAAGUUUCUUGUCAGAUCUGGCAGUUUUAAAUAAAUAAGUACGACCACACACAUAAAACUUAAAUUAUUAUCUUUGCGUUAAUAAUAAAAUUGUUUUAUUUAUUUAAAGUUAAAGCAAUUUUAUUGUAUAAAUGAUAUUAAGGCCUAAAACUGUCCUACAAAUGCGUCUAUACUCUAUUGCAUCUAUGGUGCGAUAUUAUACCAAAGAGUAAUUUAUAUUUUUUUUUUCUUAAGACGUGUUUCGUUAUAAUAAGCAUCUGUAUGCGCUCCCUACACGUGUAAUAAAAAUGGCAAUAGUUAACGUGUGUGGUUGGACACAAUUAUGUUGCAAAUAAUCAAAUAUUGUUACACCAUGUCGCAGUAUUACAUAUAGACGACUUUAUUCGAAUCUGUAACUGUGUCAAAAGCUCAAUGUUGUAGUUAUGAAAUAUUUUACCCCUUUACAAAUAUAACAUAAAAUAUUAUAAUACCAAGCAUCGUUUCUUAAUAUUAUGUUUCGAUCAGGUCUUCCAUUUCUUUGGUACUUUUUGUGACCUAUUCUAUAGAAAAAAUAUUUUUAUGAAAACCAGAACGAAAUUAAUAAACGAAUAUAACGUGUAAUCUUGAAAAGGAACAUUAUUUUUUAUUGGCGAAUAAUAUUGCCUCAUUGAGCCUAUUAAAUUAAUUGUUGUUUUUUUUUUGUUUUUUUCUAUGAAUCGCAAUCAUGAGUUAUUCGUGCAUACUUUUUUUGACUUAGCUAUAAUUUAAAAUGUUCAUUCCAUGUCUUCAUUUUAUAAAUGGACGGCUUUUAUAUGGAAAACGAAUGUUACAAGCAUUAAUUAGAAUUAUAAACAUAAUAAAAAAUCUCUCGGUGAAUUAAAAUGGUAUAAAUUAAUUAUCAUAUUCAUCUUGAAUGUUGACAUUUUUAUCAUUAUUUGCAUCUCGUUCCAACCUUCCAAGACAGAGAAUUAUUUAAUAGUGAUUUCACGUAAACUAGAUAAUUAUUAUGAGAUUAGAUUUUAUAGUUAUAACUGCGGGUAAUAAUUUAUCUAAAUGGAGAAAUGUAUACAAUGUAAGGUAUGUUAUACACGAGACGGUGAGGAAGUUGUAAGCGUUGUUGAAUCUUGCCAGAUAUUUGUGGCAUUUUGAUGUUUGAUGUAUUAUUGGCAAAAUUAUAAUUAUACCAAUAUAUUAUAAAGUCAUUGUGAUAAAUAUAGAUGUCAUUGUAAUCGGUGCAGCGUCCCUUAUCGCAUUUUUACGUUUGUAUUCAAUAGUUAAUUUAGCAUAAUUUUUUAAAUUAAUUUCAACGUUUAUAAAACUGCAAUUGUAUUAAUUUAAUUAUUUCCAUGUAGAUAUUAUAUGUGGCCUCUACUAAAUAGUGUCGUUUAAUGUAUUCCAUUAUAAAUGCAUGCACUUUGGACUUUAAAAAAAAAAUAACAUAUGUAUUUAACUUUAUCUUAAAUAUCGGUGUUGCAGUAAUAUUGUAAUGUAUUUUUCUAAUAAUGCCAUUAGAGUCGUUUAAUGAUACGGACCCCGAUGUAUAACUCUUCAGACAUACAAAAGACAAUACCUAGAUCUAAUGUUAGUUGUAUGUAAGUUCAUAAAUAAAUUAUUGUUCUAUCUUCAAGUGUCUCUUUAAAUGUAAGUAUUUUGAGCAAUUAAAUUCAUCGGCGUUACGAGGGAGUCAUGUUUUGAUGUAUAUUUCGCGGUGCACGGAAACUUAGCGAAGUUUAUAUAAUAUACAUAAAUAUAUAUAGAUAUCUCACUUCUUGAACAUACAAUCUCUGCUCAGGAAGUCGAACUUCGUCCUUCUUAUAUUGGCUAAUCUAUUAAACGUUACAAUUUGUUUAUAUUAUAAUAAGACUUAAAAUAAUUUAAAUGGUUGAAAUGUGAAAUUGUAAAAUCGUUACAAUAUGUAAUUAUAGCUACACAUAUAUUUAUCGAGCGUUGCUUUUUUAUACGGGGAGAUUCGUUGGAGCCAGUGAGUAGUAGUCACAUAUUACUGCAACGCGGCGGCGGAUUGGGGCACGGGACUUCGGCUGUAGUCACCUUCACUUUGGUUUGUUAGUGUUGCCAGAAAGAAACGUACUAACGGUCAUCCAUCGAAAAUUAAUAGGCUUGUUAAAUAAAACAUUUUUUAUCAUCUAGGAAAUCGAGCAGGAUACGCUAACGUAUUAAUUCUGCAUUUUAUAUUUAACAUAGUAUUAUCAAUAAUACAAUUGUAUGCAUUUUAUUUCCAGUUUAAUUUAGUUUUAUUUAUUUAAUUCUUUUUUUAUAGUCAAAUGUUGAAUUAGUUACAAUUGCGGCCUGGUUUAACACCUGCCCUGUCUUAGUCUGCUAGUUCCGCCAUUUUAAUAAUGAAAUUGUUAUUUUAUGUAUUAACUAUUAUGUGCAUUAAAUAUUAAUAUUUAAUAAAUGUACAAGUAGAAAAAAUAUUAAGAUUUCAUGAAAACGGCACCCGCUUCAAAGUAUAUAACUGUUGGCGCGAGUAAUUUGGUGUGAUGUAAUUAUCAGGUAAAUGUAUUCUUGUUCAUGUUACUGUAAUUUUAAUACAUAUAAUACCUACUGUAAUUUCAUAGAUAAAUUGACAAUUUUAAUGUGUGACAUUCAUUUGUAUUUCUCCUGAACUUAUUGCUCGUUUCGCCUCCUAAAUAAAAUGUUA
Messenger RNA from Vanessa atalanta (red admiral), 4456 nucleotides. It is a transcript of the gene EndoA, whose product is annotated as endophilin-A. Gene Ontology annotation, molecular function: protein binding. The transcript is spliced from 12 exons. Gene Ontology annotation, cellular component: cytoplasm; glutamatergic synapse; presynapse. Gene Ontology annotation, biological process: synaptic vesicle uncoating. NCBI's taxonomy places the organism in Eukaryota, Metazoa, Arthropoda, Insecta, Lepidoptera, Nymphalidae. Bases 214 to 1524 code for a protein of 436 amino acids. The record is from RefSeq and is a predicted model, not a curated record.